Messenger RNA from Leopardus geoffroyi (Geoffroy's cat), 2514 nucleotides. It is a transcript of the gene TMEM230, whose product is annotated as transmembrane protein 230. Gene Ontology annotation, biological process: synaptic vesicle transport. The record is from RefSeq and is a predicted model, not a curated record. NCBI's taxonomy places the organism in Eukaryota, Metazoa, Chordata, Mammalia, Carnivora, Felidae. Gene Ontology annotation, cellular component: synaptic vesicle; endomembrane system. The transcript is spliced from 4 exons. Bases 98 to 460 code for a protein of 120 amino acids.
UAGCUGUGUCAGCGUGUUAUGAUGCCGUCUCGUACCAACCUGGCUACUGGAAUCCCCAGUAGUAAAGUGAAAUACUCAAGGCUCUCCAGCACAGACGAUGGCUACAUUGACCUUCAGGGAGAAACUAACUGCUAAAGCCAGCAGAUUGUGGGAAUCUUCCUUCUUCCCUGAUGUCAUGAGAUCCAAUUUAUUAAAGUUUAAGAAGAGCCCUCCUAAGAUCCCAUAUAAGGCCAUUGCACUUGCUACGGUGCUGUUUUUGAUUGGCGCUUUUCUCAUUAUCAUAGGCUCCCUCCUGUUGGCAGGCUAUAUCAGCAAAGGGGGGGCAGACCGGGCCGUUCCUGUCCUGAUCAUUGGUAUCCUGGUGUUCCUGCCAGGAUUUUACCACCUGCGCAUCGCCUACUAUGCAUCCAAAGGCUACCGGGGUUACUCCUACGAUGACAUUCCAGAUUUUGAUGACUAGCGCCUGCCGUCAACCCUGAGGAGAAGAGUCACAGAUGGGACUGAGACCAGCUUUAAGAUACUGAGCAGAAACUGUGGUUAAGGGCUAAAGAAUUCUGCAAGUUGCAGACGUUCAACAAAAGAAUGGCCAGAUUUUAUGGGUCCAUCCUCAGGAUGUCAACUGAGCUUACAGUUACCAAUUAACUAAUUAGGGCAUGCUCUGUUUUUCGUCUCCUGGCCCUAGCAAAAGCUGACAAGUUUUUCCACACGAAUAUGUGUCUUGGAAGGGUGGCAGUGUUCGUGGUGUGGGAAAGCAGGAGGUUAUUCUGUAGUGGGAAGAGUUACUGCUACCAUCCUUUUUAGCUUUCAGCAUUUCUUUUACAUAGUCUUCGUUGUCGGUUUGUUCCGGUGGCAAAUGGAAGAAUUCAGUGUCUCAGACUUCCUGUUACUAGUAAUUUAUUUUGAAAACAUUGAAGUAUCUUAUCCCUACACUCAUCUCUAACUUUGUGUUCUAGUGGAAGAUCUUGGCAAAAUCAAGUGUCAGCAUGGGUGCAGUUUUACUUGGUUUCUUAUUAGCAGCAGCCAGGACUUUUUAAAAUCUCAGAUCAAGUUUCCAAAAGGUAGACACUUGCUCUGUUCAUCCAUCCUUAGCUCUGAUUUGGCCUACCAGUAAGCUGGCCAGCAUAUAAUUUGGGUCAUUCUGUUCUUUGUAGAUCAAGGUGUUCUGUAUACCAUGCCUUUAAGGACUGAACUUUUGGCUGUUUCCUAAGGAAGAGGUACAGAUAAGUGGUUAUCAUUUAGAGAUUAUAAGCCCGUUGUUAGCAGGUUAUAUUAUGAUGUCAUUCUGCUGAAGAUCCCAAGACUCGACCUGGGUCCCUAGAGGACUAUAGACUGCCUUAGUUUGAUUCUGUUUCCUAGCUUGCAAAAAGUGACAUAAUCAAAAGAAAUUAAAAUGCCAAUAUCUAAAUCCUAGACUUAAAACGUUACUUUUAAGUGUAUUUCAGAAAACAUUAAAAAAAAAAUUGUUUUUAAUGUUUAUUUCCUGAGAGAGAGACAGUGCAACCAGGGGAGGGGCAGAGAGAAAGGGAGACCCAGAAUCCAAAGCAGGCUUCAGGCUCUGAGCUGUCAGCACAGAGCCUGACGCAGGGCUCAGACCCACCAGCCUUGAGAUCAUGACCUGAGCUGAAGUCUGACACCCAAUUGACUGAGCCACCCAGGCACCCCUUACUUCAGAAAACAGUUUAAUGAUUGUAUGUCCCCCUUUUUUCUUUCUUUCUUUUUCUUUCUUUCUUUCUUUCUUUCUUUCUUUCUUUCUUUCUUUCUUUCUUUCUUUCUUUCUUUUUUGGUUUCACGUGUAAAAUUUAGUGAUUCAUCACUUGUAUAUAACAACCAGCGCUCAUCCUAGCAAGUACCCUCCUUAAUGGCCAUCACCCAUUUAGUCCAUCCCCCCAACUACCUCCCCUCCAGCAACCCUCAGUUUGUUCUCUAUAUUUAAGAGUCUCUUACGGUUUGCCUCCCUGUUUUUAUCUUAUUUUCCCCUUCCCUUCCCCCAUGUUCAUCUGUUUUUUUUCUUAAAUCCUACAUGAGUGAAAUCAUCUGAUACUUGCCUUUCUCUGACUGACUGAUUUUGCUUAGCAUAAUACCCUUUAGUUCAGUGAUUAUAUAUUUUUGAUCCCAGUACCCAGGGCCAUCUUCAUUUUUAGAUAACUGGCAUUGUGGGUCGGACUGCUUCUCAGUUGUCCUUUUACCACAAGCUUAUGGACGUGGGUGACUAGCAGCCUGGAAGUGCCAUCAACUGAGAUUUGGAGGGCUGUGGGUGGAACAGGUCUAUUGGGGAAGAUGAAUUCAGUUUGGGAUGUGUUCAAUUUUACAUGUGUACUCUCCAUCCACAUGGAACUGUUGAAUAGGCAAUUGCAAACCAUGGAUCUGGAGUUCAGGAGGGAGACUAGGCCAGAGACAGAAAGUGAGUAGUCACUGUUGGAACAGUAUCUAAAAGCUCGGUGAUACUAUCCACAGAGCAAAGUGCACAUGGGGAAGGAAAAAAAAAAAAAACCUAGGGCACAGAAAACGGACAAA